CUUGUAGGGUUGGCUGUGCUUCUGAUAAUUCUAUACAAAUAAAUAUAUUGUUGGAAAAUCUUCCUUGAGUUAGAUAAAUCUUCCUUUCUUGUUUGCCUUCUUAAAAGGAUACCUAUAUCAUUGUUAAAGAAUUGAGAAAAUUUGAAAUGUUUGUUGUAGAGCAAUUAAAAAUCAAACAGCAUUCUAUCCGCCAUAGUUAUCUUUAUUUUCAUAAGAAAACGUACCAUGAAAGUUAUUAAUGCCAUCCAACUAAUUUUCAUAAGAAAACGUACCAUGAAAGUUAUUAAUGCCAUCCAACUAAUAAGGUACUAUGAUACUCCUAUAAGCCACCCAGUAAAAACGUAGCCAUCACUAGUAUAUUUAAAUGUCAACCAUGCUUUCUGUGCUUCUUUUUCUAGAUCCAAUUCUGAUACUCCCUCUAUUUCAAAAUAGGUGUCGCUUUAGCUUAUUUCACGCUCAUCAAAGAGAAGUAGUUCUUUAGUAUAAGAGUUAGUUGGAAACAAUUAGUAUAACUUUUGUUUCUUGAAUUCUUAAAAGUGACAAUUGUUUUCUUUUUGGCUAAAACGACACUUAUUUUGGGACGAAUGGAGUAUUCUAGGCAAAACUUUACAUGUCCUUCAAGCCUUUAAGAGCUAUAGCCAUAAGUGUUCUUCCAAUAAAGAUUUUUUUAAAAGAUACAAAGUUAUGGGUCAUGGUUUCAUUGACGCGACCAAAAGGUCUACAACCAUCAAUUGAGAAAAAAAAACUAGUGGAUUCAAAAGUGUGUUGUUUAAGUUUGAUCAAUGAUGAAUUUGUCAAAGUCAACAAAUUCUUGUCAAAUACAGGAUAGAUUGAUCCACUGGAUAAGAGUGCAUAGACAUUUUUUUCAAAAAUAUGGUAUCUCAUGGUUCUUUUGCUAGUAUAAAUAUAGUAUGUCAUCGACUUAGCUUAGCAACGUAACACAAAAAUUGUUCUUCAUUAACCAAAACAAUGUCUUGCUAUUCUUCUUUGCAUGUAAUCACAGUUUGUUCCCUAUUCAUAGCAACAAUAGCCAGUGUUCCUCCUUCCAAAACCUUUAGGUACAUCAAUGAAGGUUCAUUCGGUGAAUACUUUGUUGAAUAUGAUGCAGAUUAUCGUGUCUUGGACAUUGUCAACUUUCCUUUCAACCUUUGUUUCUUUAAUUCUACCCCAAAUGCUUUCAUCCUUGGGCUACGAAUGGGCCAUCGCAGGUCUGAAUCCGUUAUGCGAUGGGUCUGGGAGGCUAAUCGUGGCAAGCCCGUGCAAGAGAAUGCCACUCUAACAUUUGGUAGAGAUGGGAAUUUGGUACUAGCUGAUGUCGAUGGCACGGUGGCUUGGCAUACCAAUACUGCCAACAAGGGUGUAACAGGGCUAAAACUCUUGCCUAAUGGCAACUUGGUUUUACAUGAUAAAAAUGGCAGAUUUGUUUGGCAAAGUUUUGAUCACCCAACUGAUACACUUUUGGUUGGCCAAGGUUUAAGGGCUAAAGGUCCUUCUAGGCUUGUUAGUAGAAAAUCCAGCAAAGAACCUGUUGAUGGGCCUUAUAGCUUUGUCCUGGAAGGGGGACAUUGGGCCAUGUACUAUGCAAGUGUGAAUUCCCAAAGGCCUUUGCCAUACUUCAAAUCAGACGAUUAUGGCAAUGGGAAAGGCUCUUUAGCCCACUUUGAUUUCUACUGUGAGCCAGAAUAUGGUGCAAAUUAUGCAUUUGAGCUAGGAUUUGGGUACAACAUGACCAAUUCUCCUAGCUCUGGCACUUCCAUAUUUACUAGGCCCAAAUACAACAGUACAUAUACUAUGUUUAGAGUUGAUAUGGAUGGUAACCUAAGAAUGUACACUUAUGAACCAAAUGUUGAUUGGGGGGCAUGGGAUACCACAUAUCAACUUUUCGAUAGGGACAAUGAUGGAAAAAGCGAAUGCAAGCUCCCGAGGAAGUGUGGAUCGUUGGGGGUCUGCGAGGACAGCCAGUGUGUGGCGUGUCCAAGCCCUCGGGGCUUGAUUGGGUGGAGCAAGGGUUGUUCACCACCAAAGUUGCCAGCAUGUAAGGGAGGAUCAAAUGUGGACUAUUACAAGGUAGUAGGAGUUGAACAUUUCACUAGUGAUUAUAAUGAAGGCAUUGGGCCUAUGAAAAUAAAUGAAUGCAAAGAUAGGUGCAAUAAAGAUUGCAAAUGUGUGGGAUUUUUCUACAGAGAGGAGUCCUCAAAGUGCUUGGUUGUACCUGAGCUUGGAGCUUUGGUAAAAGUGACCAAUUCCUCCCAUGUUGGCUACAUCAAGAUCUCUAAGUAGAUGAAGUUAUUAUUACUGAUUGUAUUUGUAUUAAACAGGCUUUUUAUAUGUUUAAAUUUACUACUAAUGUAACUUUUUUGUCUUAAUAUAAUAAUGAACAAUAAAUGCAUUAAUAUUGUAAACCUAUAAGAACAAAGAGAAGUUCACCAUAAAAUUGAAACCGCACC
Capsicum annuum is the source of this 2447-nucleotide messenger RNA. Its product is annotated as epidermis-specific secreted glycoprotein EP1-like. The coding region runs from base 970 to 2280 and encodes 436 amino acids. The transcript has a single exon. NCBI's taxonomy places the organism in Eukaryota, Viridiplantae, Streptophyta, Magnoliopsida, Solanales, Solanaceae. The record is from RefSeq and is a predicted model, not a curated record.